AUGGAACACGAUUAUUGGGAGGAGAGAGAGUGGGCACGGAGAGACGCAGACGAGAAGCCGAAGCCGUUGAGCGACACCCUCAAACAGUACUCUCUCGUGAGUCCGCACAAGUCCCUGUAGCCAGGCCACAAACUAGUUAAGAACAAACUAUCACGCGAACAUUGAAAGAUUGCAAGACCGAAAAUCUUCAUCAAUCCAAGUUUUUCAGACGAUCGCCGCGAUUUCAAUGCUGAGCCACGUGCUCCUGGACGGCCUUCUCUCCGUUUCCCUCCUUUCCGCACUAAUGUUCACUUAUGUGCUUUCCUAUCGAAAAGCCCGGGUCAACGUGGAUGAAACGUACUAUGAUUUGAGGAGAAACUACUACAAGGUACAGUAUCUUUCGUGGCAAGAUCUUCGCAGGAUUCUCUCCUUUUUCAGACUUCCACCUUCAUAUUCUCCUCCACUUUCCUCGCGAUUCUCCGCGUUGCCUUCAUUUCUUUGAGCGACGAGUCCCGAUUUUCAUUGGUGAGCCCAUCCACACCGUUCCAAUUCACUCCGUCUUCUUUCAUUUCAGUACCUCGCCUAUCUCGCUCUGUUUCUCGCGUUCACCGAGAAUCUUCAGAUGAUGAGCGAAGCGGAAUCGUACAGUCCUCCGCCGCCGCCGCCCGUUUACAGAUACAGAACUCCCAGAUAUGCUCCUGCCGGAUGA
Molecule: messenger RNA, 688 nt
Organism: Caenorhabditis sp. 36 PRJEB53466
Lineage: Eukaryota; Metazoa; Nematoda; Chromadorea; Rhabditida; Rhabditidae
Source: the annotation of a GenBank genome assembly